CUUCAUUGAGCACGCGUACGCGUGUAUUGUGUAGGAUAUAGUGGAAAAAAUCUCUGAAUUUAUCUGUGUGUGAAUGUUGGUGACUGACGGGCGUGGAUAUUAUUACGCAGUUGAUAAAUAGUCGAGGAAAUUGUUGGCCUUUGUCCGAGAGUAGUUCUGCAAGUGCAGGCUCCGUUUUCUUUUCAAGAUGCGGAUGCAACCGACGAGAGUAGCUCCGAAACCACCGCCGAGCAGUCAACAGGCUAGCAGUAGUAACAACGAUUGGGGCAGCAGUAGUAACGAGUUAGCCGAUAUCUUCGGUGCAUCAACGAGGAUCCAGGCACCUCAACAAAAGAAAAAACCACCACCUCGGCCGCCACCGCCUAAAUUUCCACCAGCCAGAAGCAACCUGGAGAAACCAAAGAAACCCGCAAGGCCAACGGAAUUGCUGACGAAUCUGUUUGGACGACGCACCGUUAAAUCACAGCAUUAUUAUCAACAGCAGCAACAACAACACAAUCAGUACAAAUCGACGACGGCGUCGUCUUACUCCAGUGCACCCACGAGCAGUAGAGACACGUGCUUGAUAGAUUUGAGUCCACCAGGUUCGCCAAGUUUCACCGGCAGUGAUGGCUUGAGCGUAGAUAGUUUCGGCAGCGAUGGGAAUUCCAAUCCCUCAGCUUUCAUAAGUAGCAGUGGCAGUACCAGUGCCUUCGAGGACGACUUCGACUUUUUCGGUAGUUUGUCCACAAAAAGGAUUAAUAAUAGUCAGGAUCCUUGGAAAGUCAGCUGUAGCCAUGAUCCGUUUGGCUCCAUCGAUAACACCAAGAACACACAACAGUGGAUACCAAGUCAUCAAGAGAUCAAAGAAGUUGGCGAAUCGAAUUUCUUCGCUUUUAACAGCACCAGCAGUAAUAGUAGCAAUAGUCCCUUCGACUGCCAGCAGCCAAAAGUGCCUCCACCAGCGGCGCCGGCGAAACCAUUCGUCAUGCCGACGAUCAUUAUGCCGGUGAGAAAAAAAGGAAGUGCGAACAGCAGUUCAAGCAAUUCUAGCAAAACUAGUCCGGUGUAUGGCGCGUCAAAAGUCAAUUACUCAGGUGCGCCACGGCAGGAUCCGUUGCGCAAUGCCGAUGGCAAAUGUUUCUGGGAUGAUGAUAAAUUUAAGAUCAAGUGGGAUAAUGAUAAAAGUAAUAGCGUCGUCGCAUGGGACAAUGAUCCUAUGAAAACUAGUUGGGGCGAUAGCGAUGUUUCACCACCGAUGCCUAAACUUCCACCGCCUCCACCCCCACCAGAAUAUAUUGCUGGUCUUGAAGAUGGCCUAGUGGAGAAUUCCGAAAGACCGUAUGGAAUUGCGCUCUACGAUUUUCCAGCCUCGCAACCUGGUGAUCUUGAGAUGAGGGAGGGUGACGUUGUUUAUUUGACAAAACUGAUUAACGACAAUUGGAUGGAAGGACGAGUUGGUAAUCGUGAGGGAAUGUUUCCUGUUAAUUUUAUUGACGUGAAGAUACCGUUACCGGGACUCGAAGUCAAUGUUGUCAACGCGCUGUAUGCUUUUAAAGGAGAGACUAGUGAUGAUUUGUUGUUUGAAGAAGGAGCGAGAAUAAAAGUGUUAGCGAGGAUAUCAGAUGAAUGGUUGUAUGGAGAAUGGAAUGGCAAACAAGGGCAGUUCCCGGCAAACUUUGUAGACAAAGUUCCAAGUGAUCUCCCAAAUCGUGCGUGGAGCUUAUAAGCAAAGAAGUCAUAUCGCGUUGGACGGUGUGGACGUGACUGCAAAAGUCAACAAAGACUGCAUCGCUUUUUUUUCAACGUAGAUAAUUAUUGUCGAGACGUGACAUUAUUUAGAAUAUCGAUACGAGGAAUACCUCGCAAAAUAUUAAAAAUUAUCGUGCGUUCAGACAACAAAAAUAUUUUCAACUGGCAAGAAAGUACUAAAGAAGAAAAUAAUAGCUUGUUUUUAAUUGUAAAUACGUAUCAAAACCUUGCUUAAUUUUCCAAAUUAAAUUUUCAUGAGCUUCGAUUGAUAGAUAAUCAAAUUAAUUUUGGGAAUUUGAAUGAUUCUUUUAAUGAUCGAUGAUCGGUAUAGUUCUUGUUAUUCUAAUUGUUAUUUAUCUAGAAAAAAUGGUCGUUUUCCGUUGUUUCAAAGUGGUCUCGUGGAAAUAUGUUUUGUAAAUAUUUUCGUCUCGUAAUUUAAAAAUCUUUGUAAGCCGUGUUAUUGUUUGUGUAAGAGAGGGUGAGAAGAAAAAGUUAAACAUCAAUGAUAUAUACUCCGUAAGAUGCUUUUGCUUGUCUUGCACGUCUCCAUGUCGCGAGAUUCACGUUUGACGUGCACGAAUUGAUAAAAAAAGAAAUUGUAAUUGACAGCCAUGUGUGUUUGUAUACGUGUAUUUUAAAAUUAUUUUGCUUGUUUGGGCAAUUACAAUCUCUGCACUAACUCAUUGACAACUCGCGUAUUUUGUUUUGCAGUAUUAGCGUCUAAGAAUCUGGUAUAUUGCUUUUCUUUUUUUAUAUUGUUCACAUAAGCGGGACCAAAAUUGAUUAGAAUUGAAUAAUACUUCCUCCGAUAUCAUUAACUGAUAUUAAAUGGAAUAACUGCAAAAGAAAGCUGUUUACACUUAUUAUAUUGCAGAAGCGAAUUUGUACAUUCUAAGUAGCUACGAAUUAAUUUUAUUUUUUUUGAUGUCGAUAUAAAUUGUGAUAUUUUGAUUUGAUAUAUAUAUAUAUAUAUUAUUAAAAUAGCUUAUAUUUACAAAUGGUUGAGAUUUCGAUUAAAUAUAUACCCAC
Messenger RNA from Phymastichus coffea, 2760 nucleotides. RefSeq lists its product as uncharacterized. The record is from RefSeq and is a predicted model, not a curated record. Lineage: Eukaryota; Metazoa; Arthropoda; Insecta; Hymenoptera; Eulophidae. Bases 188 to 1708 code for a protein of 506 amino acids. The transcript is spliced from 7 exons. Gene Ontology annotation, molecular function: protein binding.